CUCCGCCCAAAAAUUUUCAGAGCCGCCCUAUACAUUUCCCUUACUCGGAUCUGCCACAAAGCUGCCCUAUUAGAUUUGUUUGCGGGCAUAGGGCCGCCCAGCUCUCAUCCUCGGCCCUGCCUCCUCAGCCAUAGGACAGUCCCUCACCUCGUCCCCUCCGUCCUGUAGGUGCAGCAGCCGGGGAAGCAUGGCGGCGGUGGAGAGCCGAGUGUGUGAGACUGAAGGCUGCAGCAGUGAGGCCAAACUGCAGUGUCCGACCUGCAUCAAGCUGGGAAUCCAAGGCUCCUACUUCUGCUCCCAGGAAUGUUUCAAAGGAAGUUGGGUGACCCACAAGCUCCUUCACAAGAAAACAAAUGAUAAAGUCAAACCUGAAGUCUCACCAUGGACAAUGGAUGAUGACGUAAAUACAGAUCCUUGGCCAGGUUAUCGAUAUACUGGUAAGCUGAGGCCACAUUAUCCAUUGACUCCAAUGAGACCAGUAACAAACCACAUACAGAGGCCAGAUUAUGCAGAUCAUCCUUUAGGAAUGUCUGAAUCUGAACAGACUUUGAAGGGUACCUCUCAAAUAAAAGUCCUUUCUCCAGAAGAUAUAGAAGGAAUGCGGGUUGUUUGCAGACUUGCUAGGGAGGUGUUGGGAGUGGCUGCCAUGAUGGUAAAACCUGGUAUCACAACAGAAGAGAUAGACCAUGCGGUACAUUUGGCCUGUAUUUCAAGAAGCUGUUAUCCAUCCCCACUGAAUUAUUAUAAUUUUCCUAAAUCCUGCUGCACCUCGGUAAAUGAGAUCAUCUGCCAUGGGAUUCCAGACAGGAGGCCUUUGCAAGAUGGUGAUAUUGUAAAUGUGGAUAUUACAGUUUAUAGAGAUGGAUAUCAUGGAGAUCUUAAUGAGACCUUUUAUGUUGGGGAUGUGGAUGAGGGAGCGAAGAGACUUGUUGAGACAACAUACGAGUGCCUAAUGCAAGCUAUAGAUGAAGUGAAACCAGGUGUCCGAUACAGAGAGCUUGGGAACAUCAUCCAAAAACAUGCACAAGCAAAUGGAUUUUCUGUUGUUCGAAGCUAUUGCGGACAUGGCAUCCACAAGCUUUUCCAUACUACUCCAAAUGUGCCACAUUAUGCCAAAAACAAGGCUGUUGGCGUUAUGAAGCCAGGUCACGUCUUUACAAUUGAGCCAAUGAUUUGUGAAGGAGGAUGGCAAGACGAGACUUGGCCUGAUGGUUGGACUGCAGUAACGAGAGAUGGGAAAAGAUCAGCACAGUUUGAGCAUACUCUUUUAAUCACAGAGACUGGCUGUGAGAUUCUAACACGUAGACUUGAAGAAAAUGGACGCCCUUAUUUUCUCUCUUAGCACCUUGUAUAGGCUUAGCAGAUCUGAAUGGCAUCUCUACCAAUCUGUACCAAUGCAUUUUUACAGGCAGAAUAUCUGAAGAGGGGGGAUUUUAUCAUGUCUGGUGUAACUCUGUGACAAUACAGACUAAAACACUAUUCAGGUUGAUCUAGUAAUCUAUUAAAGAACUCAAUGGUGUUUUCAGACAAGAAGGAAACAGAUCUUCAAAACGUUUUAAAUGCAGUUUGUUUCUCACUCACACUUGUCACAUGUAAUUUUUAGUUACAAAACUAGACUGGUCAUGUCCAUUUCUUGCCUUUUCUCUCCACAUGGGCACAAAGCAAAAUCUGCCAUGUUACUUGAAUUUGAUUUGGGGAAUCUCUGAAUGCUGACAAUGUGGUAUUUUUAAACUUUAUUCAAACUAUGCAUUUGUCUUAGCCACUGGUCUUUCCCAUUCCUUGUCUUAUAAUGAGUGCUUAACAUUUGUUACUGUAGCUUCAAAGUCCAGAAAAGCCAACAAUACAAAAUACAUCCCCUGCAGAGGAUUCCCUUCUGAAACCCACCAUCUGUGAUUUCCAAUACUUUAUAGAUUUCAAUGACUGUCAAAAAGCAGGCAAAGUAGUGGCAGUGGGUUUGACAACCACUGUAUCUGGAAAUACUUUACUCCAGCCUUCAUCACCUCCACAGAGCUGGUGAAAAAAUAGUAAACAUCCUGAUACUGCACCGUUUGUAUGGGUAACAAGUGUGCAGUACUGGGAAUUGGGGGGGGAGUGGUCAAGGGACAUAUCAUGUAUAGAUGGCUUUCUUUGUCCUUUAAUGUUUGCUUCUUAGCUUUAGACAAUGAUAUUACAAAAUAUGCAGGGUUUUCAAGGGAUAACGGACACUGACCUUCAUUUUUUUAUUUGUAGGAUACACACACACACACACACAUACUUUUGUUCUGGCAUCCAGGGACUAGCCUGAAUGACAGAUUGGCCAGUCAGUGGGAGAGGACUGAAAAGGCUUUUAUAUACAGUAGAAAUAUCUUAUGUUUGGCAGGGGAUUUCGUCAGACAGGUAUAAAAUCCAGGAAAGAAAAAACACAUUGCCUGUGGGAUUGCAAAAAAUUGUUGUUAAUUCCAGGAAAACAUAAAAUACAAGUUCUACUGUAUUGUUAAAACAGCAGAAGAACUCUGCUUUCUGGAGGCUGGUCACUUACACCAGUAACAGCUAAAAUUCUAUUAAGAAGCAGAAGCAAAUCAGUAACAAACAGCAGCACUCUGAUAAUGUUAGAAAAAAGCGGAAAACUUUUAAUUAAGUGCCACUGGCCAGUGACACUUAAUUAAAAGUUUUUCUACUUUUUUCAGACGUUACCAGAGUGCUGCUCAUUUGAUUUGCACUAUUCUACCCUGGCACUGCUUGCACCUGGGGCUGCAAAGAGAUGUGUACUCCCUCAUCCUAACCAUUUUUCCUUGUCCGUGUCUGGAAUUCGCUUUAAUCAGGUUGAGGAGCCUAAGUAAAUCAUUAUCUCUAAAAAAAACCAUUUUAACCAGGUCAAGCAGUUUUAGCUUUAAUUAUAAGAACAGUUCCCCUUUAAAAAUAUCUCAUCUGUUUUGAAAUAUCUUUGAGGACAAGCCAGAAUGCCCAAAAAAAUGUACUCAAAAGAACUUGAAAAACCUGCCUGUGAAGUUCUGGCAUGGCUGAAGUGUUGGUCAGUGUGAUGAACUGCCCAGAUUUGGCAUUGGCUGGAACAAUCUAAAGCUAACAAGGAAUUGAACUAUUGUAAGGGGCUAGAAAACAUGACCGUGCAUUCAGACUGGCAACAGGCACAAUGAACAUAAUUGCUAAUAGCAGACACAUACAGUUGUGCUCAUAAGUUUACAUACCCUGGCAGAAUUUAUGAUUUCUUAACCAUUUUUCAGAGAAAAUGAAGAACACAAAAACUUUUCUUUCAUUCAUGGUUAGUGGUUGGCUGAAGCCAUUUAUUGUCAAACAACUGUGUUUACUCUUUUUAAAUCCUAAUCACUACACAAACUACCCAAAUGACAUUGAUCAAAAGUUUACCCAGUUCUUAAUAUCGUGUAUUGCCCCCUUUAACAUCAAUGACAGCUUGAAGUCUUUUGUGGUAGUUGUGGAUGAGGCUCUUUAUCUUCUCAGACGAUAAAACUCCUGGCAAAAAGCCUCCAGUUCCUGUAAAUUCUUGGCCUGUCUUGCAUGAACUGCAUGUUUGAGGUCUCCCCAGAGUGGCUCAAUAAUAUUGAGGUCAGGAGAUUGAGAUGGCCACUCCAGAUCUCACUUUAUUUUGCUGUAGCCAAUGACAGGUCAACUUGGCCUUGUGUUUUGGAUCAUUGUCAUGUUGGAAUGUCCAAGUACGUUACCUGCGCAGCUUCCGGGCUGAUAAGUGCAAAUUUUCCUCCAGUAUUUUUUGUAUUUCAUCUGAAGUUAUUUGUGGAUUUUUCCUUGCAUCCCCAACAAAUUUUCUGGCGGUUGUGGCUGAAAUUUUAGUUGGUCUACCUGACCGUGGUUUGGUUUCAACAGAACCCCUAAUUUUCCACUUCUUAAUUAGAGUUUGAAUACUGCUGAUUGGCAUUCUCAAUUCCUUUGAUAUUUUCUUACAUCCUUUUUCCUGUUUUAUAGAGUUCAACUACCUUUUCCCGCAGAUCCUUUGACAAUUCUUUUGCUUUCCCCAUGACUUAAGCUGGCCA
Xenopus laevis (African clawed frog) is the source of this 4004-nucleotide messenger RNA. It is a transcript of the gene metap1.S, whose product is annotated as methionyl aminopeptidase 1 S homeolog. Bases 188 to 1342 code for a protein of 384 amino acids. Gene Ontology annotation, biological process: proteolysis. The transcript has 11 exons. Gene Ontology annotation, cellular component: cytoplasm; cytosol. The record is from RefSeq and is a predicted model, not a curated record. Gene Ontology annotation, molecular function: initiator methionyl aminopeptidase activity; metal ion binding; metalloaminopeptidase activity. NCBI's taxonomy places the organism in Eukaryota, Metazoa, Chordata, Amphibia, Anura, Pipidae.